AUGUCUGCUAAUCCAGGAAACGCACUUAAGGCCUUGUCGCCUACCCCUCCGGAACGUGGAUCGUUCCCGUUGGAUCACGAUGGUGAAUGCACCAAACAGAUGCAGGAAUAUUUACAAUGCAUUCGGCUGGUAAAAGGCGAAAAUGCACCUAACUGUAGAUUGCUGGCCAAAGAAUAUCUCAACUGCCGCAUGGACCACCAGUUGAUGGAUAGAGACGAAUGGAAAAACCUGGGACUUCCAGACGACCCCAAACAAAGAUGA
Lachancea nothofagi CBS 11611 is the source of this 261-nucleotide messenger RNA. The record is from the annotation of a GenBank genome assembly. NCBI's taxonomy places the organism in Eukaryota, Fungi, Ascomycota, Saccharomycetes, Saccharomycetales, Saccharomycetaceae.